GUUCCGGACUGAAUGUCAGUACUGGGCUGUUAGGCUCGAGGGGAAGGUUGGUUGGCGGUUAGUCCUGCGGCCACCGCCGCCGCCGUUGCCGCUUCUGCUGCCGCGGGUUUUCGGCGUUCCCGGGAUGAAGCCGUGAGGGAAAACCACAGGGAGGGGGCCGCGGAGAUGUUUGGCCGCUCGCGGAGCUGGGUGGGUGGGGCCAUGGGAAGUCCCUCCCGCAGCAUCCACUCCUUGGACCACCUGAAAUAUUUGUAUCAUGUUUUGACCAAAAACACCACAGUAACAGAACAAAAUCGCAAUUUACUUGUGGAGACUAUACGUUCCAUCACGGAGAUUCUCAUUUGGGGGGAUCAGAAUGACAGCUCUGUAUUCGACUUUUUCCUGGAGAAGAAUAUGUUUGUUUUCUUCUUGAACAUCCUGCGUCAGAAAUCUGGUCGUUAUGUCUGUGUUCAGCUGCUACAAACUUUGAACAUCCUUUUUGAGAAUAUCAGUCAUGAGACCUCACUCUAUUAUUUACUCUCUAAUAACUAUGUAAAUUCUAUCAUUGUCCAUAAAUUUGACUUUUCUGAUGAGGAGAUUAUGGCAUAUUAUAUAUCAUUCUUAAAAACACUUUCAUUAAAACUCAACAAUCAUACCGUUCAUUUCUUUUACAAUGAGCACACAAAUGACUUUGCCCUGUACACAGAAGCCAUUAAAUUUUUUAAUCACCCUGAAAGCAUGGUCAGGAUUGCUGUAAGAACCAUAACUUUAAAUGUUUAUAAAGUGGAUAACCAGGCCAUGCUGCACUACAUCAGAGAUAAAACUGCAGUCCCUUAUUUCUCCAAUUUGGUCUGGUUCAUUGGAAGUCAUGUGAUUGAAUUGGAUAACUGUGUCCAGACUGAUGAAGAACAUAGGAAUAGAGGAAAACUGAGUGACUUGGUAGCAGAACAUCUUGACCAUCUGCAUUACCUCAAUGACAUCCUUAUCAUCAAUUGUGAAUUCCUAAAUGAUGUACUCACAGACCACUUACUCAAUAGGCUUUUUCUGCCUCUUUAUGUAUAUUCACUGGUAAAUCAGGACAAGGGAGGAGAACGUCCAAAAAUAAGCCUUCCGGUUUCUCUCUAUCUUCUGUCUCAGGUUUUCCUAAUUAUACACUAUGCGCCACUGGUGAACUCAUUAGCCGAAGUCAUUCUGAAUGGAGAUCUGUCCAUGUUCUGUUGUAGGUCUGAACAAGAUAUUCAGAGAAGUUCUGCAAAGUCCAGCAUUAGGUGUUUCAUUAAACCAACUGAGUCACUGGAAAGAUCUCUUGAAAUAAAUAAGCAGAAGGGAAAGAAAAGACAGCAGAAGAGACCUAACUAUAAAAAUGUUGGUGAGGAAGAAGAGGAGGAGAAAGGCCCUGAAGAAACUCAGGAAGAUGCUGAUAAGACUAAAGGUAUAGAAGGUAGUUCAAAAGGCAUCAAGACAAGUGGGGAGAGUGAAGAAAUAGAGAUGGUAAUCAUGGAGCGAAGCAAACUAACCGAAUUAGCCAUUUCUGUAGUGACAGAACAGAAUACAACGGAUGAAGAGAAGAGUGCUGCUGCCUCUGAGAGUGAGAACACACAGUGGAACAGGCCUUUCCUUGAUAUGGUAUAUAAUGCAUUGGACAGUCCUGAAGAUGAUUAUCAUGCCCUUUUUGUUCUUUGUCUUCUAUAUGCCAUGUCUCAUAAUAAAGGAAUCGAUCCAGAAAAGUUAGAUAGAAUUCAACUUCCAGUGCAGACUGAAGUUGAGAAGACCUCCUAUAACCACUUACUUGCUGAAAGACUCAUCAGGAUAAUGAACUAUGCUGCUCAGCUUGAUGGAAAAAUUAGACUGGCUACUUUGGAACUUAGCUGCUUGUUACUAAAGCAGCAAGUCAUGACAAACAGUGGCAGCAUUAUAAAGGAUGUUCACCUUGCCUGCCUUGAGGGUGCAAGAGAGGAAAGUGUUCACCUUGUGAGACAUUUUUAUAAGGGAGAAGAAAUUUUUUUGGAUAUUUUUGAAGAUGAAUAUAGGAAAAUGACAAUGAAGCCCAUGAAUGUGGAAUAUUUAAUGAUGGAUGCCUCUAUCUUGCUACCUCCAACUGGAACACCUCUAACGGGGAUUGACUUUGUAAAGCGAUUGCCAUGUGGUGAUGUGGAAAGAACCCGUAGAGCAAUUAGGGUUUUCUUCAUGUAUCGCUCACUGUUGCUGCAGCUUCGAGAUGAACCAGAGACCCAGUUACCAUUGACAAGAGAAGAGGACUUGAUAAAAACAGAUGACGUCCUAGAUCUGAAUAACAGUGAUUUAAUUGCUUGUACAGUGAUUACAAAAGAUGGAGGUCUUGUUCAGCGCUUUCUAGCUGUGGAUAUUUAUCAAAUGAGUUUGGUGGAGCCAGAUGUUGCAAGAUUAGGGUGGGGAGUCGUCAAGUUUGCAGGUCUCUUGCAGGAUAUGCAGGUAACUGGAGUAGAAGAAGACAGUAGAGCUCUGAACAUUAUCAUUCACAAGCCUGCUUCUAGCCCCCACUCUAAACCUUUCCCCAUUCUCCAAGCCACAUUUGUAUUUUCUGAUCAUAUCCGCUGUAUUAUAGCAAAACAGCGCUUAGCAAAAGGUCGUAUCCAGGCCCGGCGUAUGAAGAUGCAGCGUAUAGCUGCACUCCUGGACCUUCCAGUCCAGCCUUCAACAGAAGUCAUGGGCUUUGCACUUAAUGCUUCAACUUCAAACCAGCACCUGCCUUUCCGAUUCUAUGAACAAUCUCGCCGUGGCAGCAGCGAUCCGACUGUGCAGCGUUCUGUUUUUGCAUCUGUUGACAAGGUACCAGGUUUUGCUGUGGCCCAGUGUAUAAACCAGCAUGGUUCAUCACCCCUAUCAUCACCAUCUCCUCCUUCCAGUGGCAGUUCCAGUGGUAGUGGAAGUACGGGGCGCUGUGACUCGGUCGCACCCAGCUCCACUUCCACUCCUUCUGCAGCACAAAGCCCAUCAGGUCUGGCAGGAAAGGACGACGGCGAGUGUUCAGUCUGUCGGAGGCUGACAGUCAUGGUGGACACUGGGUUUAGGUCUUCAAGCAGAAGCUGCCACGGCAACUCACGCAAAAUCAAUUCAGAUGAUCCCAUGGCUCCCCAGCAGCUCCAGCUGAUCUUUCCUGACCAAGUGGUGAUCGUUAAUGAAAUCCCUGUAACUUCUAAGUCCAGCAAGAGCCUUGGAAAGGGUUCAGAAAUGGAAACUGCAAACCUGUCCCCUAGCCUGAUUCCUGCCCAGCAACCCACCAUUUCUCUCAUUUCUGAUGACACUACAGAUGCACUGAGUGUGGAAUCCUUGACCCUGGUUCCUCCUGUUGACCCACACAGCCUCCGCUCUUUUACCUGCAUCUCACAGUCUUCCACACAGAUGGAAACUUAUAGAGUGACAGAGGGUGAGAUUGCCCCUCAUGAGCCAGCAGAUCAGUCUGAACAGUGAUGCAGUUGAUUUUCAUUUGUGGCCCCUCAAGAGGUUAACUGGAUACUUGUGAAACAGCCAGAAUUAUAAGAAAAGGCAGGAGCCUAUCCUAACAAAUGUUGUUUCUGUCUCUUGAAAUGAAAGAAACCUAGUUCUCCGUUUGAAUUCCCAUUUCUUGUCUUGUAUGUAAGAAAGAACCAGGCAUCAAAGAAAUCGAUGAAGACAGAGUUUCUCCAGACUACCAUAAUUAAUACCUGCAUGAUGCUGUUUCAUGGUGGCUACCAAAAGAAGAAACUUCUGUGUGAUAUCCUUGUCAUUUUUUUUGUUAGACUUCAGGCAUAAAACCCUUGUUCAGAAAGUGGCAAAAACCAAAAACACCAUCAGAAAACUGUUUCCAUUCAGCUGAAAUCGUUCUAUUUUCAUUUUCUUCAUUUAGAUUUAUCUAACAGCAAUGGAUGAGGUCAUUUCAAAAGAUAUUCAAAACAAGAUGAACUGUAGUAAUGUCUCAUUUGUGUUAUAUUGAUUUCAGCAUUCGAUCAGACUAGAAACAUUUAUUUAAAAAAAGAAAAACCACCACCACCUCAUUCCUGAAGUUUCUUGUAAUGCUAAGAGUAGAAUAUAUAAGUUUUUUUCUUGAGCUUAAUCUGUCUUUUGAGAACUGUCUAUGAAGAAGGUAUGGUAUGCUACAUUGUCUUAAGUGACAUUUAUGACUUCAUUCCUCAGCAUCCCAACUCUGCAUGCCUGUUGAAUGAAAAAGCACCUUCCUAGAAAGCCUAGAUUCUUUUUCAGAGAAGGGAUUUGAAGAUAUCAUGUAUAGUAGCUUUCUUUGUGACAGCCAAGAAGCUCUGUUUUAGUCUUUAAUGAGAACAUCUUUUCUUGAAAAGAGAAAAAUUUCAAAGAAAUCUCCUACUCAGGCUUUUUUCUGUAACCAAAUGUGAACUGUGUUUUGAGCAUCCCCUUUAGUCAUUGCCAUCUCUGUGUGGGGCAAAGAAAGGAAUGUGGAAAACUGUGAGGACUGCGGAAUAGACUUCCUCUUACACGAGUGAAAUGAGAUUUGUCUACUGAAUUUGCCCAUAAAACCAGUUUUAUGUACUCAUUCACAGAGAGCCAGCUAAUAAUCUCAGUGCUUAUGUUAUUCAAGGCUUUUGUAGUCUUGAGGAAUUUGACUCAGUUGCUCUCCUCUCCCCUCUCAGCCAUCGUGCAAAUGUACAGGCUUGUUUGUAAAACAAGACUAGAAUCUACAUUUCCUCUUUCAUCCUUUCAAUGUCACAUUUUGUUUUAGAUGUGGAUGAACACAUUGGUAUAUUUAAAAUUAAACUAAAGAUUAUACA
Messenger RNA from Dromiciops gliroides (monito del monte), 4739 nucleotides. RefSeq names its product C-type lectin domain containing 16A (gene CLEC16A). The record is from RefSeq and is a predicted model, not a curated record. The transcript has 24 exons. Bases 166 to 3429 code for a protein of 1087 amino acids. Gene Ontology annotation, biological process: endosomal transport; endosome to lysosome transport; regulation of autophagosome maturation. Gene Ontology annotation, cellular component: late endosome; endolysosome membrane. NCBI's taxonomy places the organism in Eukaryota, Metazoa, Chordata, Mammalia, Microbiotheria, Microbiotheriidae.